This is a messenger RNA of Otolemur garnettii (small-eared galago), 2172 nucleotides long. It is a transcript of the gene ZNF579, whose product is annotated as zinc finger protein 579. The transcript has 2 exons. The record is from RefSeq and is a predicted model, not a curated record. Lineage: Eukaryota; Metazoa; Chordata; Mammalia; Primates; Galagidae. Gene Ontology annotation, biological process: negative regulation of transcription by RNA polymerase II; regulation of immune system process; regulation of cytokine production. The coding region runs from base 70 to 1764 and encodes 564 amino acids.
CUCGCCGCCGCCACCGUCCGUGAUCGGCUGGCCGCGGGGAAGGAAGAAAGGAGCGAAGGAAGCGGAGGCAUGGAUCCGCAGCCUCCUCCACCUGCCCAGGGGAGCCCACCUCAUCGGGGCCGGGGCCGCGGCCGGGGCCGGGGCCGUGGUCGAGGCCGAGGUCGUGGCAGGGGGGGCGCUGGAGCCCCUCGGGCGCCCUUGCCCUGCCCCACCUGUGGCCGCCUCUUCCGCUUCCCCUACUACCUCUCCCGGCACCGGCUGAGCCACUCAGGCCUGAGGCCCCACGCCUGCCCCCUCUGCCCCAAGGCAUUCCGCCGGCCUGCCCACCUCUCUCGACACCUGCGUGGCCACGGGCCUCAGCCCCCGCUGCGCUGUGCUGCCUGCCCGCGCACUUUCCCUGAGCCUGCCCAGCUCAGGCGCCACCUGGCCCAGGAGCACGCAGGUGGAGAGGUCGAGCUGGCUAUUGAGAGGGUGGCCAAGGAGGCAGCCGAGUCCAGCUGGGGUUCACAGGACGAGGGCGUGGAACAGCCUAACACAGCAGCAGCAGGGUCUGCGGAGGAAGAGGAGGUGGCGGCCACGUGGCCCCAGACAUGCCCUGCAGGAGAGCCAGCCCCGCUGGCGGCCCCCACGAGUGCCACCGCGCCCCGGGAGUCAGAGUCAGAAGAGGCCGCGGCUGGGGCCGCAGAGCUGAGGGCCGAGCUGGCGCUGGCAGCUGGGCGGCAGGAGGAGAAGCAGGUCCUGCUCCAGGCCGACUGGACGCUGCUGUGUCUCCGCUGCCGCGAAGCCUUUGCCACCAAGGGCGAGCUGAAAGCGCACCCCUGUCUGCGCCCAGAAGGCGAACAGGAAGGUGAAGGGGGGCCCCCACCACGCCCCAAACGACACCAGUGCUCUAUCUGCCUCAAGGCUUUUGCCAGGCCCUGGUCCCUGUCCCGCCACCGGCUGGUCCACUCCACCGACCGCCCUUUCGUUUGCCCAGACUGCGGCCUGGCCUUCCGCCUCGCCUCCUACCUCCGCCAGCACCGCCGCGUCCAUGGUGCACUCAGCCUGCUGGCCCCGCUGCCCGCAGCCGGCAAGAAGGACGACAAAGCUUCUGGUGGACGGAACUCAGGGAAGGGGCCAGAUGGGGGUGAAGGGGCUGAACGCGGGGGUGCCUCAGAAGGGGGAGAAGGCGGGCAGAACGGAGGGGACGCCACCCCAGCCCGGCCCCCAGCCGGGGAGCCCCGCUUCUGGUGCCCUGAGUGUGGCAAAGGCUUCCGGCGCCGGGCACACCUACGGCAGCAUGGAGUAACACACUCAGGGGCGCGCCCCUUCCAGUGUGUGCGCUGCCAGCGAGAGUUUAAGCGGCUGGCAGACCUGGCCCGCCAUGCUCAGGUGCAUGCCGGGGGCCCGGCCCCGCAUCCGUGUCCACGCUGCCCACGGCGCUUCUCACGAGCCUACAGCCUUCUGCGCCACCAGCGCUGUCACCGCGCUGAGUUGGAAAGGGCUGCAGCCCUGCAGGCGCUGCAGGCCCAGGCCCAGCCAUCGCCACCACCACCACCACUGCCCACGCAGGUAGAGCAGGAGGAAGAAGGGCUCCCACUGCCCGUUCUACACAUCAAGGAAGAGCCACCCUCUCCGGGGACCCCACCCCAGCCCCCACCGGCUCCCCCUGUUUUCCUCAGCGCCUCUUGUUUCGACAGCCAAGAUCACUCAGCCUUCGAAAUGGAGGAAGAAGAGGUAGACAGCAAAGCUCACCUGCGCGGUCUCGGGGGCCUGGCCUCCUGACCCUCCACACACCCUCUGCCACUCAGUUUGAGACCCCAGUUUUGCAAUAUGGAGGAGGGAAGUUGAAGGCGAGGCACCUCUUCUGUCUACACACCCCUCCCUUUCAAGCCCUUGACACUAAGGGGGAGGGGGGCCUGGACCACCCCUCCCGCCCCAACCCCUCCCCCGCCCCAUGCUGGUUAGGAACUGCUCACCCCAACACGUCUUGAAGCAGUACUGUGGAAAAGGAGGCACAGGACAAUUGGCCAGAGGUAGGGAGCCUGGUGGGGACACACGCCACCUGCCUUUCCCAACUAAACACACUGGACACCAUCAUCUCUUUGGAACUGCCAGACCCUUGGGGUCCCCAGUGUGCAAAGGUCUGUCCUUGUCCCUUUGUCUGUGAAUAAAUGUGAGUUUGUGAAACCC